This is a messenger RNA of Oncorhynchus kisutch (coho salmon), 4425 nucleotides long. It is a transcript of the gene glt1d1, whose product is annotated as glycosyltransferase 1 domain containing 1. The transcript has 12 exons. NCBI's taxonomy places the organism in Eukaryota, Metazoa, Chordata, Actinopteri, Salmoniformes, Salmonidae. The record is from RefSeq and is a predicted model, not a curated record. Bases 340 to 1395 code for a protein of 351 amino acids. Gene Ontology annotation, molecular function: glycosyltransferase activity.
UGUCAUGAGUGAAGAUCAGAGUACUCAAAAUGGAAUGAAACGAAUGAAUAAAUAUAGCCAUAUAAAUAAUUAUAUAGCUAUAUUGUUUUUUUUAAAAAGGUCGCUAGGCUUUUUCUGGAGGGGCCAGAGAGAGCGUUCCUCGUUUCCAGGGGAACAUUACGAAAGACGGACUGUCAUUUGUAAACAGUCCCACGUGUGCCAACGAUGACGUAGCUCAUGGUGUCAACAGGAUGAGCUAUAAACAGCCUGUAACUCAGGCAACUCUACACGAAUUGAACAUUAUUUUUACAUCGAACUUCUAUUCAAAUUGUAAAUAUAGAGACAGCCCUGGGUGUAGCUAUGAAAUUGCUAUUUCUUGCAUGCCUCAGUCCAAAAACGGGAAACUGCACCACAGCCGAGAGAAUAAGGGCACACAUUGAAUCAGCGGGUCACACCUGUGAGCUUCGAGAUGCUGCGGAUUUCAAGUCAUCGGCAGAGGUGGCCAGUUUGAUAGAACAGAAGCCACCCUUCGAGGGUGCUAUUGCCAUUCACCUGUUCAAAGGAGGCAGGCUCCUUCUAGGUGAAGCUACAGUACCUUCAGAAAAUACUCAAGUGCCCUUUGGAGUAGUCUUCGGAGGAACAGACAUUAAUGAAGACGUGAAAGUGGAGCAGAAGCGUGCAGUUAUGGAGCAGGUGUUGCUGAAAGCCAGAUUUGCUGUUGCAUUUACUGACAAACUGAAAGCAGAGGCUGAAGUAUUUCUGCUGUCCCAAAGCAGCAAAAUCUACGUCCAGCCUCAAGGGAUCAAGACUGAUGCGGCUCAGAGUUUCUGCUGGAGUGAAUUUCUAAGGCGCUCAGGUGUGAGUGGGGAUGAUGUGGAGGACCUGCAUGUGUUCCUACUAGUCUGUGGCCUGAGGAGAGUGAAGGAUCCUCUCUAUCUGCUGGAGGCAUUCUCAGAGUGGCACACUGAGAAUCCCCUGGUAGUGCUCAUCAUCAUCGGACCUAAGAUUGAUCCUGUGUUUACUGAAGAAGUAGAAGCAAUCAGUAAAAGGUCAGCAGGGGUUUACCUGGCCCAGGAGAGAAGCCAAGAGGAGCUCCAUGCUGCUAUGAGGAGGUCAGCUGCCCUGGUGAACAGUUCAGUCUCCGAGGGGAUGUCCGCUGCCAUUUUAGAGGCAAUGGACCUGGAGGUACCGGUGGUGGCUCGUGACAUCCCAGGCAACACAGCGGUGGUGCAACAUGAGGUCACUGGUCUGCUCUACUCGUCCCCUCAGGAAUUUGUGCGUGUAUCUCAGAGGCUGCUGGUAGACGGAGAGCUGCGGGAGCGUGUGGUGGCGAACGGGAAGCGCUACGUUGAGGAGCACCACAGCCUGGACCAUGAGAGGGAGGCCUACCAGAGGCUGGUGGACAUGCUACACUAAGGCUGCACAGAAUAACCAGGUCCUCUGUCUCAACCUUACUUUCUCUCAGGAACAACUCCAAGGGCUCUAUUCAAUCUGUAUACGAUUCAUCGAUACAGAUUGAAUAGAGCCCUAAGUUAGUGACACAGGCAGAACUACAUAAGCAGAAGAUACAAAUCCAUAUCCAGUUUGCUAUCCUGGAUCCUUGGGACAUACAGUGGGGCAAAAAAGUAUUUAGUCAGCCACCAAUUGUGCAAGUUCUCCCACUUAAAAAUAUGAAAGAGGCCUGUAAUUUCCAUCAUAGGUACACUUCAACUAUGACAGAAAAAAUUUGAAAAAAAUCCAGAAAAUCACAUUGUAGGAUUUUUUAUGAAUGUAUUUGCAAAUUAUGGUGGAAAAUAAGUAUUUGGUCAAUAACAAAAGUUUAUCUCAAUACUUUGUUAUAUACCCUUUGUUGGCAAUGACAGAGGUCAAACGUUUUCUGUAAGUCUUCACAGGGUUUUCACACACUGUUGCUGGUAUUUUGGCCCAUUCAUCCAUGCAGAUCUCCUCUAGAGCAGUGAUGUUUUGGGUGUCUGUCAUAGUUGAAGUGUACCUAUGAUGAAAAUUACGGGCCUCUCUCAUCUUUUUAAGUGGGAGAACUUGCACAAUUGGUGGCUGCCCCACUGUACCUACCCUAACUUUAACCGUUAUCUAGCCAUAACAUUUACCCUAACCGUAACCCUUAUCUUAAAGAGCCACUGAACACGCUGAUUGGCACAUGUUUUUCUUUUGCUCAUUAGAAAAACAAGAUUUCAGUCUUGGAGGUAUGUUUUCUGACCGAUUUAACCAGUUUGGAUAAUGAUCCUCGUCCCUCAUGAGACAUUUCCUCAAAAUCCCCAGAAUUAAUUUAAGAUAACUCCAGAAAUCUUUCAUUCAUUUUGAUGUUUUUGCAGAGGAAGUUUUAGUUGUGCAAUUUUACAUUUAACUAAGGUGUUUGGUACAGUCUUAAAUCAAAAAUAAAAUGGGCACUGUGUUGUCUCAUGCAAACAAAGUCGGAGCCGCUGGGCAGGUCUGCCUCACUGUCUAUGCUAUUGGAUAGAGAGCGAUCACCGCAGCUGUUCACCCCGUAUUAAUGGAAAAAUGGGCAUCGUCAAAUCAAACACAACCUCCAACCGUUUUGACGCGCGGAUGUUCCAGACUUUGUUUUAGACGAGACUGACUUAAAUUAUUUUUAUUUGAUUUUGACACUAGAAUAACUGUUUCUGCCUCAUAUCGAUGCCAUGUUUUUAAAGAGAUUUGUUGCUUUUUAAAGGCAGUCGCUCUUGAACCAUUUUACAUUUCAACUUCAAUGGGGUUGGGGUGUUCCAAAGAUCCCGGAUAGCAAAGACCAUCCAGUUUGUCUACAAAUUAAUAAUUGAUAUGUUGGCUUCACGUCUAGACAUCAACAAAAAAUCUAUGUUUAAAGAAUACUAUUAAAUCUAAUCAAACUUGAAAUGCACUUUAAACAAAGUUUGAUUUGAUUUAGUCCUUUACAUUUCAGUCAUUUAGCAGAUGCUCUUAUCCAGAGUGACUUAGUUCGUGCAUUCAUCGUAAGAUAGCUAGGUGGGACAACCAUAUUUCUCAGUCAUAGUAAGUCGAUUUUUGCUCAAUAAAGUAGCUAUCAGCAAAAUAAGUGCUACUUUUAAAAAAAAACGGAAAACAUUCAAACGUUUUAGUAUUUUUGGUUGAGGUGGAGGCGUGAAUCCAAAAUGUCAAUGAUUAACUUGAAUAUUACAUUUGACAUCAACCAAAGCUUGAAACUCUAGGCCAUUAUGUUUUGUCUAUUUUUUGUUGAACCCUGAGUUGAAUUGAAACAAUAUCUGUUGAUGACUGCUGUACGUAUUGGCCCAAAUAGUAUCAUUGAUGCAUUUAAUGUACUCUGAAGGACUUUGAUAACAACAGUGGCAUAUCAAAGCUAAGCAGGGCUGAGCUUGGUUAAAACCCUGGAUUGGAGACCAAAUUAAUAGCUAUAGAUAGAUCAACUCUCCAGUAAGCCCAGCCUACUAUGCCCAGCCUAUUUUUUGAUAGUUGAUAUAAUGUUGAAGAUCUGACGUUGUUUCAAAAGAUACAAAUUCAACAUAUGGUUUUUGGAUGUUGAAAAUUGGUCACAAUGAUGACAUAAUCCUGUGGUUGAAAUUCUACCCUCAAAACAACUGUUUACAUAUGACUUUUUUCAAAUCUAUGUAUUUUCCACCUAGAUUCCAUGUCACAAUACACAUUACCUUGAAACAACAUUGAUGCAACCAGUUUGUGCCCAGUGGGAAAGGCCUAAAGAGGUACUUGCAUCCAUAAAGGGAUAAAUAGCUUUAAUGAUCAGGUAUCAUUUCUGAAUUUUUUACAAGUCUUUUCUAGCUCUCAAGCUUUAAAGGCAGACUCAGCGAAAUGACGUUGCCACGAAAACACCGCAGAUAUUGAGAUGAGCGAUGCAAGACCUCGCUCUCACACAGUCACACCCCACUGGGCACACACUGGUUGAAUCAAAGUUGUUUCAACUUCAUUUCAAUUAAAUUACGUUAUACAAACGUGGAAUAGAUGUUGAAUUGACGUCUGUGCCCAGUGCGACACAGUAUCUGCAUGGGUGCGCUUCACGCUGUUGCACCUUGGUAGCCAGGGCUCCAAAACAGCAGAGAAGUUGAGCCUCACGCUUCAACGCUCUUAGCUGUUGAGGAAAUUUAGCCACUAUGCUGUUUACUUUCGGCGUGUAUGUCAUAUCGCUGAGUCUACCUUUAAUUCUAUGCGGACCAAUCUACGCAGCACAAUUGAACUUGAUUAGCGAAAUGUACUUUUAUGUGCUAGAGGUGGAGGUUACUUUAAUUUAAAGCACAUAUGUAGUCUUAUUGAAUGAAUGGUGAAUUGGUGUCCAAUAAAAGAAGUGCUGUGACUCCGUCAUGUUUACUCUACUUAUUAUUUAUUCUUUCCAAACAGCCUACAGAAAACCUUUUUGAAAUCGAUGAAUUACAUUUUUGUAAUGAAAGUUGAUCAAUGCUGUUUACUUAUGUAUCAUUUUCAAUAAAAUAUGGUUAAAUGGUG